Messenger RNA from Sorex araneus (European shrew), 5035 nucleotides. RefSeq names its product dual specificity phosphatase 16 (gene DUSP16). The coding region runs from base 796 to 2667 and encodes 623 amino acids. The transcript is spliced from 8 exons. Gene Ontology annotation, biological process: protein dephosphorylation; negative regulation of MAPK cascade. Gene Ontology annotation, cellular component: cytoplasm; nucleus. Lineage: Eukaryota; Metazoa; Chordata; Mammalia; Eulipotyphla; Soricidae. The record is from RefSeq and is a predicted model, not a curated record. Gene Ontology annotation, molecular function: MAP kinase tyrosine/serine/threonine phosphatase activity; protein tyrosine/threonine phosphatase activity.
UUAGUCUUUUCUUUUUUGAAUCUUUUCCACGCUCCGUGGCACCUCGCCCGCGACUCCCCCGCCCCCCUCCCGCCGCCCCCCCCCACGCCACCACCGCUCGGGGGCUCUCCCGUUACCACCCCCCUCCCCGCCAGCCCUUCACCCCCGUUUUCCACGUUGUUUUCGGCCCGGCGCUCGGGGCUGGGGGGUGGGGGUGGGAGAGGAGGCGCAGAAAGUUGCGAGCGGCGCCCCGCGCCCCCGCCCCCCGCCGGCGGCCCGCGGCCCGGAGACGCUCGGGGAGCCCGCGCGCGGCCCCGGCCCAGGACGCGGACGCCGGAGCGACGGGACGGACGCGGGGGGACGCGCCGUCCGCACCCCCAGAGGCUCCGGCUGCCACUUCAGCUUUAAAAGUUUAUAAGUAAAUACUCUGCUCUUGCAAGGGAACCUAUCAGACCUGUUUAGAAAAUGAGCAGGCUUUGCAGACGGGGCCCAGCGGUUGGCACGAGGGCGCAGAGGUGACGGCGAGUGACGGGAUGCCCCGGCCACCCCUGAGCGUCUUCCCUUGUGACGAGCCGACUGCAGCCAGGGCCCUGUGAAGCCAGCGUGGACGGAGCCCUGGGGACGAGCCGGUCAAGGCGCCAUUCACUCGAGGCCCUCGCUGACAUGGGUUCAACUCUCGCCCUGCCUGUCCGCGCCAGGCUGAGCUCGCCCGCCGCCGCCGUCCCAUGCAGCGGCUGAGCCUCUGAGCGCGCCAGCCGUAGCCCACCGCGGCCCGCGAAGGGGGGAGGCGGGGAGAGCGCCCGCCCGCCCGCCGCCAUGGCCCAGGACAGGAGCGGGACGCGCAUCGUGACGGAGAGGCUGGUGGCCCUGCUGGAGAGCGGGGCGGAGAAGCUGCUGCUCAUCGACAGCCGGCCCUUCGUGGACUACAACACGUCGCACAUCCUAGAGGCCAUCAACAUCAACUGCUCCAAGCUCAUGAAGCGGCGGCUGCAGCAGGACAAAGUGCUCAUCACCGAGCUCAUCCAGCACUCGGCGAAGCAGCAGGUGGACGUGGACUGCAACCAGAGGGUCGUGGUGUACGACCAGAGCUCCGAGGACGCGGCGUCCCUGGCCCCCGACUGCUUCCUCACUGUCCUCCUGGGGAAGCUGGAGAAAAGCUUCAGCUCCGUGCACCUGCUCGCAGGCGGCUUCGCCGAGUUCUCCCGCUGCUUCCCCGGCCUCUGCGAGGGGAAGGCCGCUGUGGUCCCCACCUGCAUCUCCCAGCCCUGCUUACCUGUGGCCAACGUCGGGCCCACCCGGAUCCUCCCCAACCUCUAUCUCGGCUGCCAGCGGGACGUCCUCAACCAGGACCUGAUGCAGCAGAACGGGAUCGGCUAUGUGCUCAACGCCAGCAGCACCUGCCCCAAGCCCGACUUCAUCCCCGACUCGCACUUCCUGCGCGUGCCCGUGAAUGACAGCUUCUGCGAGAAGAUUCUGCCGUGGCUGGACAAAUCGGUGGACUUCAUCGAGAAGGCCAAGGCCUCCAACGGCUGCGUGCUGGUGCACUGCCUGGCCGGCAUCUCGCGCUCGGCCACCAUCGCCAUCGCCUACAUCAUGAAGAGGAUGGACAUGUCCCUGGACGAGGCCUACAGGUUUGUGAAAGAGAAGAGACCCACCAUAUCGCCCAACUUCAACUUCCUGGGCCAGCUCCUGGAGUACGAGAAGAAGAUCCAGGGCCAGAGCGGCACACCGGGCCCCCGGGGCAAAGCCAAGCCCCCGCCCGUGGAGCUGCCCCCGCGCGAGCCGGGCCCUGUCGCCGCGGCCGCCGCCCCCGAGGGCCCCCGGGGCGCCCCCUGCGCCCACCCCGCUACCUCAGAGGCCGCAGGGCCCCCGCCCGAGGACGGCCCCCUGGUGCAGGCGCUCAACGGGCUGCACCUGCCGGCCGACAGGCUGGAGGACAGCAGCCGGCUCAAGCGCUCCUUCUCGCUGGACAUCAAGUCCGUGUCGUACUCGGCCAGCGUGGCCGCCUCGGCACUGCACGCGCUGGCCGCCGACGAGGCCCUGGACUACUACAAGCCCUCGGCCGCGCUGGACGGGCCCGGUAAGCUGUGCCAGUUCUCCCCGGUGGAGGAGGUCUCGGAGCAGACCCCCGAGAGCAGCCCGGACCAGGAGCGGCCGCAGCCUGCCCGGCCCCCCGAGAGCCAGGGCCCGAGGCCGCACCCGCCCCGGGCCCCCCCGCGGCCCCCGGCGCCGGCCCUGCACCGCAGCGGCAGCGUCGAAGACAAUCACCACCCCGGCUUCCUCUUCGGCCUCAAGGGCUGGCACUCGGACAUCCUGGCGCCCCCGGCUGCCGCCGCCUCCCUCGCCGGCGGCUGGUAUUUCGCCGCCGAGUCCUCCCACUUCUACCCGGCCUCGGCCGUGUACGGCAGCAGCGGCGGCGGCGGCUACUCGGCCUACAGCUGCGGCCAGCUGCCCACGUGCGGCGAGCAGGGCCUGUCCGUGCGCCGGCGGCACAAGCCCAGCGACCGCGCCGACUCGCGGCGCAGCUGGCACGAGGAGAGCCCCUUCGAGAAGCAGUUCAAGCGCCGCAGCUGCCAGAUGGAGUUCGGUGAGGGGCUCCUGUCCGAGAGCCGGGCCCGGGAGGAGCUGGGCAAGGUGGGCAGCCAGUCGAGCUUCUCCGGCAGCAUGGAGGUCAUCGAGGUGUCCUGAGCAGGCGGCCCCCGCCCCCGCGGACUAGUCCCUGUAAAUCUGAAAUAUAUAUAUAUAUAUAUCUGUACAUACAUCCGUCGGGGGGAAACGGAGCCCUGGGGUGAGCGAGCCACGCGGGGCCGCGCGGCUGUCCCCUUCCGGAGGGCGGACGCCAGACCCCCCCGCGGCUCUGGGGUGGGCGGCUCAGCGUCCGAGGAGGCCGGACGGUACCCGCCUGAUCUCAGAUGCUCGUCUCUGCCCUGCCCCUCCCCUGCCCCUCUGCGCUGACACUGAGCCAGCUUGUGGGGUGCUGGCAGGCCCCGCCAGGGACGGCGCCCGCCCGAGUGGUCGGUCGAUCCCAGAGAAACGGUCAGCGGCUGCCCGCUGCCCGCACCCCACACCCCACACCCCGCCCCGCCCCACCGGGCAGACCGCUCCUCGGGGCCUGUGGAGAUCUGCCUCCAGCAGACCCUGUACCUCAGACCACACACGGGGCCUCGCCACGCCCACACCCGCCGCCUGUCUUCUAGGCAUUGUGAAUAGGUAGGUAGCUAGUGACACUCGGACCCAUCCACGCCGUCUCCGCGCGCUCCUGGGCGGGCGGGCGGGCGGGCGGGACACAGCCGGUCCCUUUCUCCUUUCUCCUUUUAUUCUCUCGGCGUUUCACAAAGGGAGAGAAGGGGGAGCAUCUAGGAAAUCAGUCCAGCAUCAUGAUUUGUAAGCUUAAGUGGGGGACGGGGAAGACACCCCCCUCCAGCCCCCCAACCUCCCCCCCCCCAGCUCUAAAUCAAAGAUGUCCAGAACAGUCUGGGGCGGGGCGGGCAAACAGGUGCCUUUCCUUGGGCAGAGAGCGGGGCAGCCGCUCCGGGGGCUCCUGGCAGAACGUGCCCGGGACAGAGGACCCGAGAAGGUUCCACGCCCGAGUGGCGGGCGACGACGGUUUUCUCUCUGCCGCGUGCUCGUGCUUGCGGGUCCAUCUGACUCACUCUCGGGGCUGGGAACGGCUCUGUGAGAAAGGGGGUUGGUUCCGUGGGCCCAGGACAGGACAGGGUGACCCGGGGGGGGGAGGGGCGGUCGUUGUUCGAGAAGCAGCAGCCGAGACGCUGGGACCUAGCUCCCUCCAUCCCUGCCCCGCGGUCACGGUCGUGGACGCAGCUCAGGCCACUGGACACGAGGUGCCUCCCGCGACUCCCAGCCGUGCCGGGGGGGGGGGCUCCCCGGGGAGGCCCGCGUUGCCCAGCCAGCCCUGCUCUUUCCUGGAGCGUAGCUAGUUGCUGACUCAUAUCUCAGGUUUUUCGAUGUUGGAAGCAUGCACAGUCCGUGGACGGGGAGGCGAUUUAACCGUUUCCUCUGGUGACACACAACACGCUUUGGCUGGGCACGGGGUGAGGACAGAAGGGGCGGAGUCCUGCUCCGUGACGCGAGCUGUCCUGUCACCCGCAGUUCUGGUUGUGACCCCGCACCUCGCCGUGUCCCGAGAGUUCCGAGGGUCCGUGUUGGGGGUGGGGCCAGGGUGGGGGGCUCCAUCCUCGGGGAUCCCUCCUGGCCACCGUCCUCUCUUCUGUCACCGCUGUCUUCGUUCCUUGGUUGCUUCUGCCAGGGGACGAAGCGCCAGAGGCCAGCCGCGAGGCGCGAGGCGGCGGGCACGGAGGAGAGGUGGGUUCCAGGCCGAGCCAGACGUCCGCGAGACACACUGGGGAACGGGGAAGGACGGUGCCGGGCCGGGUGGUCAGACUGAACCGCUGUUUCGCGUGAACGGUGUCCUUUGGAGGGAGGCAAGCUGCUGAAUGGUUCAGUUGUGCAGUUCUCGUUUGAUGUGUCAUGUAUGUCAAUAUGAUGAAAUAAAAUCAAAACUGGUACCUGUUUCUACAUAAGGAUGAGAAGGGCUCCCUCUUUGCACUGGCGCCAACAGCAGCAUCCGGGCUGUGGGGGAGGCGGCGGGUGGGGGGUGGGGGGUGUCUUACGAUGGGGGUCUCUCACUCGCACCCACUUCCCAAAUGUGGCAGAGAAACACUACAGGGGGCCAGAAAGGUAGACCAGUGGGUAGUGCACUUGGCCUUGGCCAACCCACUUUCAACCCCGGGCAUCCCAUAGGACCCCUGCGCCCGCCAGAAGUGAUUCUUGAACGCAGAGCCAAGAGUGAUUACUUAAGCAUCAGAAGGUGUGGCCCUAAUACAACAACACAAAUAGUCCCCCGCCCCCAGACACACAAAGUGCAGAGAGAGCCCUAAAUCACUCGGGAAGCCCCGCACAGGGGUCCUGGGAGGGGAGGCUGAGGGGAACUGCCGCAGCCCCUGAGGCACCGGGCCCCACGCCCAGGAUCUGAUUCCCAAACCUCAGCACCGGUGACCUGUCGGCCACAAACCUUACUGCAAAGGAAAACAGUCAA